GAAAUACUCAAUACCCCCGAUCCGACCCGUGCCCUUUCGGGACACAAAUACCACAUUCAUUACGCUUUACGACCUUCCCUCUGUGUCUCGCAUGUAGUUGUCCUUCCGUAUUUUGCAUGGAGAGAAAGGAGACGAGGGAAGCGGAGGAUGAUGGAAGCUCAAAAAGGCCUUCUCUUAAAACCCGCCAUCACUUCAAUAAUCACGACUUCUGGAAACACAAGCUCAGAGAGAACUGUUACAAAAGGGUCCGAGAGGAUCGAACCCGCUUGCUUUGGAAAUUGAGGUUGCCCUCUAACACUGCUUUUCAUUCUCUCAAUCACAGCCAGAACCAAACGGACUUAAUCAAAUCUACUUUUCAUGACAUAGUUUCUGAUGAACUCAAAAAGAUUAAGGACUCAUCAUUGAAUGGUUGUUUGAAGUUUCCAACUUCUUCCCCCGAGGCCAAUGAUGUGUUAUGGGAAUAUGAUGGCCUUCAUAAUGCUCAUGAAGGCGAAUGUGAAGAAAUAUUGUUAGAAAUGCAAAGGAUCUUUUAUGAGGAUCUUACGGCAGAACCAACUAGAAAAGAACCUGAUAGAUAUAUUGAAACAUGGGAAGAUGAAGAAGAUGAAUACUUGGCCCGUGCAGUUUAUGAGCAUAUGCAGCUCAACGAUGCGCAGGUAAGCGAGAAGAUUUGGUGCCCCAUAUGUAAGCAAGGAGAGUUGCUAGAGAAUUACUCUCUCAUAUAUUGCACUCUUUGUAAACUUCAACUCAACAAAGGCGAUGAGGUAAAUUUGGAUUUGUUGCGGAUUCGGCUAGCACAAGUGCACACAGAACAUCUUGAUCGUGGUUGCAGAUCGAAACCCAAGUUUUGCGUCGAGACAAGAUUUGAUUUAACUGCAUUGUACAUUUGUUGUAUGAGUUGCAAGAUAUUUGAGGUUGUAAUAUAGUAAUGGUAGUAUAUAUAUAUAUAUUCCAACUUGAUACUAAUUUGAAUAUAUUCUCAAGCCUUCUGUUCUUAUUUAGUUGUCUGUCCUAUCAUUUUGGUUAGCUUUGAUUGAUAGUUUUUCUCAUGGAAUGCUCUUCGUAAAAGGU
Molecule: messenger RNA, 1071 nt
Organism: Corylus avellana
Lineage: Eukaryota; Viridiplantae; Streptophyta; Magnoliopsida; Fagales; Betulaceae
Product: RPA-interacting protein A
Biological process (GO): protein import into nucleus
Cellular component (GO): nucleus
Source: RefSeq, a predicted model, not a curated record